Molecule: messenger RNA, 2604 nt
Organism: Zasmidium cellare ATCC 36951
Lineage: Eukaryota; Fungi; Ascomycota; Dothideomycetes; Mycosphaerellales; Mycosphaerellaceae
Exons: 2
Coding region: 1-2604 (867 amino acids)
Molecular function (GO): O-methyltransferase activity; FAD binding
Source: RefSeq, a predicted model, not a curated record
AUGGGCUUCCAAGAUGAAUUCCAGGCUUCUCUGGAGGCCAUCAACGUUCAUUCCGCACAACUCCUUCAGUACCUCAAGACCAACCGACAACCAGAGGCUGAUGGCUCUGGGUUGCCCCGCGACCCGUUCGACGCUGCUCCUAAGUCAAUCAAGAUCUCAAGAAAGAAGUUCACAGAGGCCUCAGCAAGCCUUGUUGGACUAGGCACUCGACCUGAAGAGUACUUGGAACAUCUGCAGAAUGGCUACCAGGAACUCACAUGCGUCAGGUGGCUCAUCAACCUCGACAUUCUCGAGUACAUCCCCCAGAAUGGCGUGAUCAGCUACAAUGACCUGGCGGCAAAGGCUCGAGUGCCUUGGAGCCAGCUCCGUGCUAUCACCCGCAUGGCUAUCUGCAACGGGUUCCUUCAAGAGCCCAGGCCCAAUGUCGUCGCUCACAGUCGCAUUUCUGCCCUCUUCGCCCGGGAUCAGAGCUUCCUCAACUGGGCUCGAUGGAUGGUCAACUAUUCAGUUCCCACUGCCUACAAGUUGCCAGAGGCUACCAAGAUGUGGGGAGAGACGUCCGCCAAAGACCAGACGGCGUUCAAUUUGGGCCUGGAUUCUAAGCUGCCUUUCUUCGACCAUUUGCGUCAGACUCCCGCAAUGACGGAUCUCUUCGCUGCAUAUAUGCGUAACGUCGCACACAACGAGACAUGGAGUCUGCAGCACGCAGUCGAUGGGUUCGAUUGGGCCGCUCUUCCGGCUGGCUCCAAAGUGGUCGACGUUGGUGGAUCGCACGGUCAUUUGAGCAUUGCUAUUGCAUCCAAGUUCCCUCACCUCCACUUCAUCGUACAAGACCUGCCAGAGUCCGUGUCUACGGCUCGUACGGCUUUCGAGGCUGAUCAUCGGCUCGACGCAUCUGUCAAAGGCCGCAUAAGCUUCAUGGACCACGAUUUCUUCGGUCCUCAGCCAGUCAAGGAUGCCGAUGUAUACCUUCUACGCAUGAUCAUCCACGAUUGGCCAGACAAAGACGCCAAGAAUAUUCUUUCCAACAUCCAAGCCUCGCUGAAGCCCGGUGCCAAAGUGGUCAUUAUGGACACCAUCCUCCCGCAACCUCGCACCAUUCCAGCUAUGCAGGAGCAGCAGCUGCGCAUUCGAGAUCUUACCAUGAUGCAGGUAUUCAACGCCAAGGAGAGAGAACUUGACGACUGGAAAGCUCUUGCAAGCACCGCUGUGCUGCAGAUCACAAACGUCCACCAGCCUCAUGAAAGUGUCAUGGGUUUGAUCACACUCGAAAGUGCUGCUCCUCCCAGCCCUCCGCAUGUGCCUGUUCAAACUGUACCAGCUGUCCCAACCGCCAUCCCGUCCAACGUCAUUGUCCAUCCUACCACUGCCGACAAGCCGGUGUUGAUCAUGGGAGCCGGCAUCGGGGGUCUUUGUCUUGCGCAGGCUCUCAAAAAGGCAUCCAUCCCAUUCCGUGUCUUUGAGCGCGAUCAAGCAGUCGAUUCUCGCCCUCAAGGCUACCGCUUGAAGCUCGAAGCCGACGCUGCCAAAGCUCUCGAGGAAAGCUUGGACACGGACACAUAUGCGGCUUUUGUUACCUCUUGCGCUGUCACCACCAUUGGUGAGACCGACUUCAAUCCGUUCAACGGCAACAUAGUCCACAGCCGUGCUGGCGGUGGCCUUAGCGGAAAGAUGGGCCUCUAUCCUAGCUUUACCGUUGACAGACGAGUCUUCCGCAAUCAGUUGAUGAGUGGCAUUAAAGACAAAAUCACCUUUGGCAAGGAGAUGGUCUCGUACAUCACUGACGAAGCCGAUGGUACCAUCACGGUCUCGUUCAAGGACGGCUCAUCCAUUGAAGGAUCAUUCCUCGUUGGUGCCGAUGGCCUGCAUUCCGUUGUGCGGAAGAAUCGCCAACCCAACCACCCUCUCGUCGACACUGGCGCCGCCUGCAUCUACGGCAAGACUGUCAUGACACCAGAGCUGCUGCAGCGUUUCCCAGAAAAGGGGCUCCGCUGGAUGACCGUGGCCUCCGAUUCUGCGCCUAUGUUGCAAUCCUGUCUCAUCGGCGAGAGCCCCAUCACCGUCCUCAUCGAGCCCAUUCGCUUCAGCGCGGAGACCAGAAACCUUCACCCAGAGCUCCCCGCGGACUACGUCUACUGGGCUCUGAUCGGCCGCAAAGAACGCUUCGACCUGCAAAUCGACGCUGACGUUUCCACUGCCAAAGUCUCGGGCACAGCAGCAGACUUGUCGCUUGCCGUCACCGCCGAAUGGCACACAUCACUUCGCUCCCUGUUCGAACUACAAGAUCGCCGUCAAUCCUCGAUGAUGCGUGUGGCUUCGACCGUGUGCGAUAUCCCCGCUUGGCAGCCAACUCCCAAUAUCACGGCACUCGGUGAUGCCGUUCAUCCUAUGAGUCCCUGCGGUGGCGUGGGUGCGAUGACUGCUCUGUGUGAUGCCGCAGCGCUUGCGAAGAUCAUCAAAGCGGGUUUGACGACCGAGCUCAUGGGAAAGUUCGAGGCUGAGAUGAGGAAGCGGGCGUGGAAGAGUAUCAAGCGGAGUGAGAUUGGCAGCAAGAAGAUGUUUGGGCAGAAGGAUCUUGUGGAUUGUCCUCCUUUCCAGCUUUAA